AUGAAAGAGGAGGAGGAGGACGUGUGUAGGAUUUGCCGUGCGCCGGCAGCGGACGGGGAUCCGCUGUACCACCCGUGUGCUUGUAGCGGGAGCAUCAAGUUCGUGCAUCAGGGCUGCUUGCUGCAAUGGCUGCACCACAGCAACAAAACGCACUGCGAGGUAUGCAAGCGCGCGUUCAUCUUCUCCCCCAUCUACGCGCCCAACGCGCCGUCCCGGCUCCCCCCAAACGAGUUUCUCGCGGGCGCGGCGCUGAUGGCGGGGCGCGCCGUCUCGUUCGUCCUGCGCGCCGCGCUCAUCGCGUUCGUGUGGCUGCUCCUCGUGCCGUUCCUCACGAGCUCCAUCUGGCACCUCUGCUUCCUCCGCGAUUGGACGCGCAUCGGCGCGCUGUUCCGCGAGAGGCUCACGGGCGGGGCGAUUUUCCAGGACUGCGUGCUGGGCAGCGUGCUGUCCGCGGCGGUGAUUUUGUUUUUUCUGAGCUUGUCGUCUCUGAGGGAGUAUCUAGCGCAGCUGUUGGAGCAGCAGAUGGAAGGGGAGGAGGGACAAAACGGGGAGGAGGAAAGAGGGGGCAUAGCCCCGCCACCUCCCCCCCCUCCGCGAGCAAUUCCCCCUCCGCCUCCCCGUGUUGUUCCCCCCUUGGGAACUCUCCCCCCGGGCUCCUCUGGCCGACCUUUUUCGUUCAGCGACCGUGCAGGAGGCUCUGCGACAGGCCCUGCGACUGGCCCUGCGACGGACGACCAGCCGUUUGUGUUUGGUGCGAAUCCGUCCGCCCAGGAGACCCGUCGCCCGGCGAGGUUUUACUUCCGCCCGGCUGGAGAGGCGGGGCAAAUGGGAACUGGACAGGUGGACGCGCGGGGCAGGAAUAGCGGGAGGGACGAGCGGGGGGAGGAGCCGGAAAGAGAAGAGUUAGGGGGGGAAGGCGCGGAGGGGCAAGGAGCAGUGAUAGCGGCAGGAUUAGGAGCAGAGGAAGGAGAGGCGGGAGGAGCGGAGGGAGGAGGGAUAGGGAGGGGAGGGGAAGAGGGGGAAGGAGCAGCGGAAGGUGGCUUUGCUGCAGCAGCAGGUUCCGCUGCUACUGUGGCUGGCGCUGGGGGACAGAGUGCGGGGAAGGAAGGCGGUACGGAGGGCGGAGGCCGCGGGGAAGAGAGAGAUGGUGGGGGAGAUGGUGAGAUCGGGGGAGAAGUGGGGGGAAGUGGCGGGGAAGUGGGUGGGGGAGAGGGGGGGGGAGCAGCUAGAAGAGAGGGUGGGCAGGUGGGGAGGUUGAGACUCGGAUUGGGGACGGAAGGAAUAGGAAGAAGAGAGGAAAGAGUAUGUACAGAGGAAGCAGAGGGGAGAGUCAGUGACGGCCGUGAGAAGGGGAAAGGGGUGGAGAAGGGAGAGGAUACAGCAGCUGGUUGGUUGGGAGAGGGAGGGGAGCAUGGGGAGGGGAGGAGGGGGCAAGAGAGGUUGUGGGGGGAUGAGACGGGCGGAGAUGGCGCGAAUUUAUCCGCCCAGACGUGGGGGAAUGGGGGAAGCGGAGAUGGUGCGGGGAUAUCCGCGCAAAGGGGGAGUGCGUGGGGGAAUGAGAUACAAGUAGAUGAGGAGUUAAGAGAAGAGAGCAGGGAAGCGAGUGAGGAGGAGGAGGGUAGUGGGGAGGAGGGGAGUACGGGAGAGGAGGAGAGUGGGAGCUUUCAGGAUGAUGAUGAUGAUUACGAGUAUGAGGAAGAGGAGGAAGAAGAGGAGGAAGAGGAAGAGGAGGAAGGGGAGGAAGAGGAGGAGGAUUUUGAGGAGGCGGAGGCGGGCAUGGGGGAGGGGGAGGUGGACGAGGAUGGGGAGCCAAUGGACGAUUUAGGGUUUGAGGAGCUCAUCGGCCUGCAGGGACCGCUCUGGCGCCUCUUUGAAAACGCCACCACGGUGCUCUGCAGCAAUUUCUUUGUGCUCGUACUCGCGUUCUUCCUCCCGUUCAACCUCGGUCGGCUCUACAUAGCCCUCUUCUCCUUCCUCUUCCUCUCCCCCGCCUCCACCAUCUCUCUCGUCCCAAUCUACUCCCUCCUCCUCGGCCCCCCUACACUCCCCCUCCCCACUCCUCCACCGCUCUCCACCCCGUCCUGCAUCCCCCCAAUCUACCCAACCUAUCUCAACUCCUCGGAACCGUUUGCGCACUGGGGCUUCUGCCCUGUUUCCUCUCGGCCUGCAAUUUUGGACGAGCUACGUGUGUGUGGGUAUGAGAAGGGGGGUUGGUCUCAGGGUGUGUUCAGUGGGGAGCAUGAGCAUGAGGGUGACUAUAGAGGGGUGUAUAGGUGUGCGCGAGAGGGGGAGCAUGAGUGUGCGUGGAAAUCGAACCUUCUUCCUUCCUCACCGCGUGCGUCCUUCCUGAAGCUGCAUGGGAGGAGGGGGAAGAGGAGAGGGGAGAGGAGAGGGGAGAAGAGGGGGGCGGGGAGGAGAAAGAAGUUAGAAGAAGAGCAACGGGACAAGAUUGGAAGGAGGAUGGAGAACGUGGAUGGGAUGGUAUACAGUGGGGAGGAGAGUCGUAAAGCCACUAGUAAUAGCCCUCAUUCCAGCAGGAAUUACAGUAUCAGCAGCAGGAGCAGCAGCAGUAGCAGCAGCAGCAACGUCAGCCAGAGCAGCAGCGAGCCUCUCUUAUCCAAUGCCACCACUCCUACUACCACCACCACCACCGCCACCACCAGCACCAGCAGCAGCACCACGACAGCCCUCCUGGCCCACCUCCUCCAAAUCACCACAGCCCACCUCUCCUCCCUCUCCCACCAGCUCGUGCUAGCAGCAGCGCUGUACUCGCAGUGGUGCUGCACGCUGCUGGGCCUGCGCUGGGCGGAAGCGGGCCACGGGCUGGCAGCAGGGAAUCUGGUGUCGCUGCUGGUGGGGUACGAGGUCGUGGCGUUCUGCUGUGCCGUUCACGUGCUCGUAGCGAUUCAGCUCAGGCGAGCGAGAGGGUUGCCACUGGUGGGGGCUCUGCCUGCCACGCUGCUGGCGCUGCUGCAGGUGGCGCCGGCGAUUCAGGAGCACCUUGUUGCCGCUGUCAGGCACGGUUUGGUCGUUCUAAAAGUCACCAGUCUCCUGUCAGUGGAGCUUGGGGCUUUCCCGUUCCUCUGCGGCUGGUGGAUCGACUUCUGCUCGCUCUCCCUCUUCGGGGCCUCCCCCUCGGACCGCCUCGCCUUGCUGCUGGCGCAUCCGCUGCUGUGCUGCUUCCUGCACUGGUUCGUGGGGAUCCUGUACAUGCUGCAAGUCAGCCUGCUCGUCACCAUCCUCCGAGAGAUCCUGCGCCCAGGCGUGCUCUCCUUCCUGCGCGACCCCACCGAUCCAAACUUCAAUCCAUUCCGGGACCUCGUGGAGGACCCCAUUCCCAAGCACGCGCGCCGCAUCGUGCUCUCCCUGUUCGCCUACGGCGCGCUGGUCGUGCUGCUGCUGUUCCUGCCCGUGCGAGCCGCCAUCGCCAUCGCGCCCAGCAUGUUCCCAUUCAACUACAGGUCAGUUAUAAGCGCCUCCCUCCUGCUCUCCAUCUCGCCCUCUCUCACGCCCUAUUGCUUUCUCUCUUCGCCUACGGGGCACUCGUGGUGCUGCUGCUGCUCCUGCCCGAGCGAGCAGCCAUCGCCAUCGCGCCCACCAUGUUCCCCUUCAACUACAGGGUCUAGAGGCUACACAUCCUCCUCUUCCACGUGUGCAUCCCCUUUGCCAUCGACCUCCCUCCCUUCUCAGCUUCCUCAUCCGCACAUGCGUACUCCCCACCACCCUGCACCUCUCCCCACCUCUCUGUCUGCUCCCCUCAGGUUCUCCGACCCGUUAAUGGAGAUCCCACUGGACAUGCUGCUCUUCCACGUGUGCAUCCCCUUUGCCAUCGACCGCCUGCGCCCGCGGGCCACCAUCAAGGCCGCACUCUCCCUCUGGUUCCGCGCUGCUGCCCGCCUCCUCAUGCUGCAGCACUUCCUGCUGCCGCCCCCUCCCGCCCCCGCUGCUGCUGCUGAUGCCGGAGCAGUGGGAGCAGUGGGGGCGGUGGGAGCAGGAGGAGGAGCAGCGAAAAGAAGAGGGGCCGGUUUUCAUAGAAGGGUUGGAGAGGUGGAGGAAGAGGGAGGGAAGGAGGAGGAGGAGGAGGAGGAGGAGGAGGAGGAGGAGGAGGAGGAGGAGGAGGAGGAGGAGGAGGAGGAGGAGGAGGAGGAGGAGGAGGAGGAAGAGGAGGAGGAGGAGGAGGAGGAGGAGGAGGAGGAAGAGGAGGAGGAGGAGGUAUUGGAGAGAGGGGAGGUGGAGAGAUUAAGAGGGAAGGGGAAGGCAGUGGAGGAGGAGGGGAGGGAGGAGACAGGAAGAGAAGAGGGGGAGAGAGAACGCGAGAGCGCGGGCGGCAGCGGCAGCGGCAGCGGGGGGAGUGGGGGCAAGAAGGAGGACGAGCAUUUUCGGGUGCGGAUAGUAGCGCUGCUGGUGGCGGCGUGGGCGUCUCUAGCAGCGUUCAACACGGCGGUGGUGCUGCUGCCCACCGCUGUGGGGCGAGGGGCCUUCCGACUGUCCGCCUCCGUGCUGCCCAGUGCUGCUGCUGACGACACUCCUUGCAAUGCAGCGUUCAACACGGCGGUGGUGCUGCUGCCCACCGCUGUGGGGCGAGGGGCGUUCCGCCUCUCCGCCUCGCUGCUGCCCAGUGCUGCUGCUGAUGACACUCCUUGCAAUGACCUCUAUUCCUUCGGCAUCGGAGCCUACCUCAUCUGGGGGUCCAUAGCAGCCAUGCAAGCAGCUGUCUUGCGGUUACCGCGUAACAACAUGCGGGCGCUGCUGCUGCCUCUCGUGCACUGGGCUGCUGUGGCAUUGAAAGCAGCGGUGCUGCUGCUGCUGUGGCUGGUAGUAGCACCCAUUCUAGCAGGUCUGCUGGUCGACCUAGCUGUCAUCAUGCCCAUCCGAGUGCCCAUCAACGAGUCCCCGCUGCUCUCGCUCUACCAUGACUGGGCUCUCGGCCUCAUACUGCUCAAGCUCUGGGCCAGAGUGGUGAGUGCGCCAUGCGCCUACCCAUGCAUACAUUCAUGUUCGUGUGUCCGUCACCCGCUGCUCUCUCUCUACCACGACUGGGCGCUCGGCCUCAUACUGCUCAAGCUCUGGGCCAGAGUGGUCACCGCACAGAACCACUUGCUAGCCAACCACGAGUGGCGGGCCCGCUUCCUCCGCCUGCAACAAGACGGGCUCCGCCGCCUCAACGCGCGCCGCACCUUCCAGGAAAUUUUCGCUCCAGUCCUCCUCUUCCUCCUCACAGCCCUCACAGCCCCCUUCCUAGCUGUCCGCGCAGCACUCCCCUUGCUCCGCCUCCCCCCCGUGCUCGAAUCAGCGGCGUUCCGGUUCGCGUGGAUUACUGCGUUGGGGGUGGUGGGGACGGCGAGGGUGUGGCGGCGGGUGUGUGAGUGGCUUGCUUCUUUGCACGAUGCGAUUCGGGACGAUAGGUACCUGGUCGGCCGGCGCUUGCAUAACUUUCAGCACCAGCGAAGAUGA
Molecule: messenger RNA, 5454 nt
Organism: Closterium sp. Naga37s-1
Lineage: Eukaryota; Viridiplantae; Streptophyta; Zygnematophyceae; Desmidiales; Closteriaceae
Source: the annotation of a GenBank genome assembly